GCUUGACAAGCUUGGCCCCGCGCUGUCAGCCGCACUCAGCCUCAGUCAGACGUGUUGCUCUCAGUCCCAGUGGACGGAGUUUACUUUACGCCGACAAACAGCCACCACAGACAGCUGGAGAGGGACCUGCAGCACCGACACAGACAGCGGCGACCGUUCUCCAAGGAGGAGUGAGCUGGUCGGAUCCUGUGGAUGAAACAACAACAGACAAAGAGGUUUACAGUGUCAAACUCGACUCCAUGUCCUGGACCAGAGAGGGAUUUAACUCCGAGGAGAGAACAACACAAAGUAUUAGUCAUCUGCUGUGAAUGGACACGGUGAAGAUCUCAUAAAGGACUAAUUUCAAACCUGUGUCCUCGCCCUGGACAUUAUUUGACUCUCUAAAUCGCAGCACACACACACGCACACACACAGAGCCAUGGAUGUGACGGCCGAGCAGCCGCGCUGGAUGCACCACCACGCCGUGCUGAACGGACAACACCCGGACUCCCACCACCACGGCCUGGGUCACAACUACAUGGAGCCCACGGCGCAGCUGCUGCCUCCAGACGAGGUGGAUGUUUUCUUUAAUCACCUGGACUCGCAGGGGAACCCGUACUACCACAACUCCGCCCGGGCCAGGGUGUCCUACAGCCAAGCGCACGCUCGACUGACCGGGACUCAGGUCUGCCGGCCUCAUCUCAUCCACAGCCCGGGGAUUUCAUGGCUGGACGGGGGCAAAGCAGCUCUGUCCGCCCACCACCACAACGCCUGGGCGGUCAGUCCCUUCAGCAAACCCAGCCUGCACCACCCGGGCUCCGCGUCCCCCGGCGGCCUCUCCGCGGUCUACCCGUGCAGCAGCAACUCAAACACGGUCUCCGCCCCGUCGUUAACGCCGCCGUCCCACGGCAGCCCGCACCUGUACGCCUUCCCCCCGACGCCGCCAAAGGACGUAUCGCCGGACCCAGGGGCCGUGUCCCCCUCGUCGCUCACCAGGAUGGACGAGAAGGACUCUAUCAAAUACCAGGUGUCGCUGGCGGAGGGGAUGAAGAUGGAGGGCUCCAGUCCGCUGAGGAGCAGCCUGGCCUCCAUGAGCUCACAGCAUCCCAUACCCACGUACCCCAGCUACUCUCUACCGGCCGCACACGAGUACGGCGGCAGCCUGUUCCACCCGGGCAGCCUGCUGGGAGCAUCAUCCGGCUUCAUGCACAAAAACAAGGGCAAGGCCCGUUCCUGCACCGAGGGCCGUGAAUGUGUAAACUGUGGAGCCACCUCCACGCCUCUGUGGAGACGUGACAGCACUGGACACUACCUGUGCAACGCCUGCGGGCUGUACCACAAGAUGAACGGCCAGAACAGACCACUCAUCAAACCCAAACGCAGGCUGUCCGCUGCCAGACGAGCAGGCACCUGCUGUGCUAACUGUCAGACGACCACCACCACACUCUGGCGGCGCAAUGCAAAUGGCGACCCUGUGUGCAACGCCUGUGGCCUCUACUACAAACUGCAUAACGUGAACCGGCCUCUGACCAUGAAGAAGGAGGGGAUACAGACACGCAACCGGAAAAUGUCCAACAAAUCUAAAAAGAACAAGCGGUGCGGAGACAGCUACGAGGAGUUUACCAAAUGUCUGCACGACAAGAGCUCUCCGUUCAGCGCCUCCUCUCUGGCCGGACACAUGUCCAUGGGCCACUUGCCACAUUUCAGCCACCAUGGACACAUGCUCCCCACACCCACCCCGAUACACCCGUCAUUUGGCCACCCGCACCACUCAAACAUGGUGACGGCCAUGGGCUGAGGAGGCUACUUUGAGAACCUGAAACAGUUUGAUGAAGGGGGUAUGAGGGUCUCACUAGAGGACAGGGAGGACAAUGUUUGACAUAUGGUUGGUGCGUCUACAUCUUGACUGUCACUUGAUUGGUUAUGUCAUUGGUAUGUCGGAGAAAAGAUGUAUCAUGGGGAGGAGAGGACAUUUUUACUUCUUAUCUAUCUAGGUACCUAUUUUGAUGGAGGAGGAUUGUGCCUCCUGUCAGACACAUCAUCGCCCCUCGUAGAUCUCCUCUAACCGUCCCCGCUGACGCCCUGAGUGUCUGCAGUGAGGUUCAGUGUGUGCUGAGCACCUUUAUAUAACUGUGAAUAUUGUAAAUGUGUUCGACAGAUGGGGAAGGGGGGGGGGUUAUCCCCUUCACAACAUUUAACGAAAAAGAUGCUGGAAUUUUUUCCUGAUGGACAAUUUUAAAAAUGAAUUUUCACAAAAGAAACUAGCAAACAACAAAGGUUUAUGGAUCCUAAUUUGACACUGCUUAUUAUAAUUAUUGUUAUUAUAAUUAUUAUUGUUAUUCAGAUAAUUUAUUUUUACUGCCUUCUUUUCUUUGAAUAUAUCAUUUGAAUCAUAAUAUGGAUACUGUUAUCCCAGUUAUGAAUAUAUUUCUAGCUGAAGUGCUUUGUCUGAGCUGUCAACAUUUAUACUCAUAAGAAAUAAAGAGAUCAAGCUCAUUA
Pleuronectes platessa (European plaice) is the source of this 2478-nucleotide messenger RNA. It is a transcript of the gene gata2b, whose product is annotated as GATA binding protein 2b. Gene Ontology annotation, cellular component: nucleus. The coding region runs from base 419 to 1777 and encodes 452 amino acids. Gene Ontology annotation, molecular function: RNA polymerase II cis-regulatory region sequence-specific DNA binding; DNA-binding transcription factor activity, RNA polymerase II-specific; zinc ion binding. The record is from RefSeq and is a predicted model, not a curated record. NCBI's taxonomy places the organism in Eukaryota, Metazoa, Chordata, Actinopteri, Pleuronectiformes, Pleuronectidae. The transcript has 6 exons. Gene Ontology annotation, biological process: positive regulation of transcription by RNA polymerase II; cell fate commitment; positive regulation of miRNA transcription.